Messenger RNA from Syngnathus typhle (broad-nosed pipefish), 5094 nucleotides. Its product is annotated as PH_BCR_vertebrate and RhoGAP_Bcr domain-containing protein. Gene Ontology annotation, biological process: intracellular signal transduction; protein phosphorylation; positive regulation of GTPase activity. Gene Ontology annotation, molecular function: guanyl-nucleotide exchange factor activity; protein serine/threonine kinase activity; GTPase activator activity. NCBI's taxonomy places the organism in Eukaryota, Metazoa, Chordata, Actinopteri, Syngnathiformes, Syngnathidae. Bases 300 to 4124 code for a protein of 1274 amino acids. The transcript has 23 exons. Gene Ontology annotation, cellular component: membrane. The record is from RefSeq and is a predicted model, not a curated record.
GUGGUUGUUCUCGGACGAGGAGCCAAAACACUAGCGUUGCCAGUCAGUCUGACAGCAAAUGCAGAAGACAGAGCCUCUCGAGAAUGAACGAAAGAAAGAGCACAAGGACAACGAUAAAUGUUUUUGGACUUGGAUUUUUUUUGGGUGGAGUGCAUGAGUCUGUAAGUAAAGACUGAGAAGAUUUUCUCAAUUGGAAAGUGGAGCCUGAAAUUUUCAUGGAGAUUAUAGGACAUACAAAAUUUGCUUUACGUUUCGUUUUCGUGGAUUCUUCUUGUGAAUAGAAUUUGUCUAGAUUAACAAUGGUCGAACCAGUCGGAUUUAUGGAGGCUUGGAAAGCCCAGUUUCCUAAUUCUGAUCCACCAUGCAUGGAUCUGAACUCAAUGGGAGAUAUUGAACAGGAGCUGGACAAAUGCAAAACAUCCAUCAAACACUUGGAGAAGGAAGUAAACAAAGAACGCUUUAGGAUGAUUUACCUGCAGACUCUUCUUGCAAAAGAAAGGAAGUCUUAUGAUGGACAGCGAUGGGGAUUUAAAAUGAUUCCUCAGGCAAGCGAUGAACACCUUCACAAAGAGGAAGUAUCUGUAGUGCAGCCACAGACGGCACCUGGCAAGACAGAUAAGUGGGCACCAUAUUCAGAGAUUGUGGGUGCAAAACAGAAGGGCGGAGAUACACCUGUUGUGCGCCAAGAGUCCGACAUUACAGAAUUUCCAGUGGGGCCGGGUUCAGUGGCGGCUCUGAGAUCCAACUUUGAGCGCAUUAGGAGAGCCAACUCAAACACAGCUGGAGAUUGCAGAGGGUUGUCUGCGAUGGGAGGACCAGAGAAACCUUUCUACGUGAAUCUGGAAUACCAUUAUGAACGAGGACUGGUCAAAGUUAACGACAGGGAAGUGUCAGACAAGAUCAGCACGCUUGGCUGUCAGGCCAUGCAGAUGGAACGCAAGAGGUCUCUUCAUUCCGUACCAGGGAACCUGUCAGCCACCACAGCAGACUUAGCCAAGUGUGUUCAGCGGGGUGGAUCCACCGAGGGGAGCUACAGUUAUAAUGGGUCAUAUGCCGAACCAGAGGUCACCUAUCGCUCCCUGAAAGACAGCGUGAUCCAUUCCACAGAAGGAAAAUCUGAGACACAGUCUGAGUGUCAACCAUACACCAGUGUGUAUGUCGGGGGAAUGAUGGCUGAGGGGGACACUCGAGUGAUCCACAUUAGAGACCACAGCAUAGAGGAGAACACGCAUCUAACAUGGCCUCGGCGCUCCUGUUCCCCCGGCAGCUUUGAUGACGACGGAGGAGGAGGAUACACUCCAGACUGCAGCUCCAAUGAAAACUUGACAUCCAGCGAAGAGGACUUCUCCUCAGGCCCGUCCAGCCAUGUUUCCCCCAGUCCCACAAGCUAUCCAAUGUUCAGGGACAAAAGCCGCUCACCUUCCCAGCAAUCGUUUGAUAGCAGCAGCCCACCCACACCUCUCACCCAAAAGCGUCUGAAGCAGCAGGUGGGGGUUACUGAGCAGAUCAGAGUACAUAAAGCAGGCCAACCUUGGCCCAGUGAUGGGGAGUCCACCACAUCAAGCAGGACCUCCCAUGACAACAGUGUUCAAGGCGAUCUGGAUAACGAGGCCCCGCCGUCAUUUACGUAUGACUUGGAACACUCGGAAGAGCAAUCUUGUCACGAUGCUCUGUCCCUCACUGGCUCUCCUUCUUCAUCACCACAGCUGCGUCCCAAAAGUCGUUGUAGCCGAGACACACAAUCAUCUUGUUCCUUGGAGUCGACGCUGUCGGUUGAGCUGGAUCAGGAAAAAGGGGUGGAGAUGCGGAAGUGGGUUCUGUCCGGAAUCCUGGCCAGUGAGGAGACCUACCUCAGCCACCUAGAAGCACUAUUGAUUCCCAUGAAGCCGCUAAGGGCCGCCGCCACAACAUCGCAACCAAUGCUAACCAUCCAGCAGAUCGAGACAAUUUUCUUUAAAGUGCCAGAGCUCCAUGAGAUCCAUAAAGACUUCUAUGAUGCUCUGCUUCCUCGUGUUCAAGACUGGAGUUACCAGCAAUGUGUGGGAGACCUCUUCCAGAAACUGGCCAGCCAACUCGGAGUGUACCGGGCCUUUGUGGAUAACUAUAAGGUUGCUGUGGCGACAGCAGACAAAUGCUGCCAGGCAAACACACAGUUUGCACAGAUAUCUGAGAACCUCAAGGUCAAAGGCACAAAGGACAACAAAGACCAGUCAGCAAAGAAAUCCCUAGAAACUCUUCUCUACAAGCCUGUAGACCGGGUCACCCGCAGCACGCUCGUUCUGCAUGACUUACUGAAGCAUACGCCGUCCAGCCACCCUGACUAUCCGUUGCUACAGGAUGCCCUGCGCAUCUCGCAGAACUUUCUCUCCAGCAUUAAUGAAGAAAUCACCCCUCGCAGACAGUCAAUGACAGUUAAGAAGGGAGAGAAUCGCCAGCUUCUGAGGGACCGCUUCGUGGUGGAGCUAGUUGAAGGUUCCAGGAAACUCCGUCAUGUCUUCCUCUUUACUGACCUGCUGCUCUGCACCAAGCUGAAGAAACAGGCUGCUGGGAAAGGCCAACAGUAUGACUGCAAGUGGUACAUUCCUCUAGCCGAUUUAACCUUUCAGACCAUUGAGGACUGCGAGUCGACCCCUAUCCCUCUAGUCCAGGACGAGGAAAUUGACGCCAUGAAGAUCAAACUGUCCCAGAUUAAGAAUGAGAUCCAACAAGAAAAGAGAACCACCAAAGGACCCAAGGUGAUGGAGCGACUGAGGAAGAGGUUAUCAGAGCAGGAGUCUCUGCUUCUUCUCAUGUCACCCAACAUGGCUUUCAGAGUGGCCAACAGGAAUGGCAAGGGUUUCACAUUUCUGAUCUCGUCAGACUACGAACGUGCUGAAUGGAGAGAGAUUAUUCGCGAACAACAGAAAAAAUGCUUCAAGAGCUUCUCUCUGACAUCUGUCGAGCUACAGAUGCUUACUAACUCAUGUGUGAAACUCCAGACUGUCCACACUAUUCCAGUGACCACAAACAAAGAGGAUGACGAAUCGCCAGGAUUGUACGGCUUUUUGAAUGUCAUUGUACAUUCUGCAUCGGGUCUCAAACAAACCUUAAACCUUUACUGUUCUCUGGAGGUGGAUUCCUUUGGCUAUUUUGUCAACAAAGCCAAAACGCGUGUGUACAGAGACUCUACUGAGCCCAGCUGGAACGAGGAGUUUGAGAUUGAGUUGGAGGGCUCCCAGACUCUGAGGCUGCUCUGCUAUGAGAAGUCUUGUAGCAAAGCCAAGCAGAGCAAAGAAGAUGGAGAGAUGACAGACAAGAUUAUGGUCAAAGGGCAGAUAAAGUUGGAUCCCCAGAACUUGCAAAACAAAGACUGGCAGAGGACGGUCAUUGCUAUGAAUGGGGUGGAGGUCAAGCUUUCCAUGAAGUUCACCAGCAGAGAGUUCAGUCUGAAGCGCAUGCCUUCGCGGAAACAGUCUGGCGUGUUUGGGGUGAAAAUUAAUGUCGUAACAAAACGGGAGCGCUCCAAGGUUCCCCUGAUUGUGAGACAGUGUGUUGAAGAGAUCGAGCGACGAGGGAUGGAGGAAGUGGGCAUCUACAGAGUGUCUGGUGUCGCAACUGACAUCCAAGCUCUUAAGGCCGCCUUUGAUUCGAACAACAAAGAUGUGUCUGUGAUGAUGAGGGACAUGGACGUGAACGCCAUCGCCGGCACGCUGAAGUUGUAUUUCCGCGAGCUACCUGAGCCUCUUUUCACUGACGAGUUGUACCCCAACUUUUCCGGAGGCAUUGCGCUUUCUGACAGCGUGGCCAAGGAGAGCUGCAUGCUCAACCUACUGCUGUCUCUGCCAGAGCCCAAUCUGGUCACCUUUCUCUUUCUACUUGACCACCUGAAAAGGGUGGCUGAAAAUGAGGGCUUCAACAAGAUGUCUCUGCACAACCUGGCUACUGUUUUUGGUCCCACUUUGCUUCGACCGUCUGAGAAAGACAGCAAAAUCACAAUCAACAGUUCACAGCCGAUCUCCAUGAAUGACAGCUGGUCUCUGGAGGUCAUGGCUCAGGUGCAAGUUCUACUCUACUUUCUUCAGCUUGAAGGCAUUCCAACACCUGAUAGCAAACGACAGAGUCUUCUCUUUUCUAGCGAAGUAUAACAGGAUUUUUUUUACAUGAUAAAAGCGGUGUUCAGAACGAGAAAUGGAUUAUGCGCGAAUUUGCCACUAGAUGGCGGAAUCACCUCAUCAGUCAUAAAGAGCAAGCUUUCAGAUGCUUAGUUUGGAUGAACAUGAGCGUCAACCUGCUGGUUUACUAUCGCCUAGAAGGUAUAUGCACAAAUUGUAUCUUUUCCAACACGUUUUAUAAUUCAGUGACGUUUUUUUUAUGCCGUUUGCUGCCCGUCAUCGUGCACAAUAAUCGUAUGUUCACAGAGGGUGAAUUUGUUACAUUUGUCACUGGCGACUGCGGAUUGUUGGAAUAUAAAUCGAUCAAGGUUUUCAUGUCUACUCUCGGUGUUGCUUAUGCCACGGGUUCAUUUUGUGUUUACACAGAGAUGGAAAUUUGCAGUUUGAUUCCAACAUGCAGGCAUGUUGACCUGAAAUAAACUGGAAGGUUUUAGUAUUAUGUGUAAAACAUCAGUAGGUUUUGGUGGCAUCUACACCGUCCCUAGUAGAAAUAUUUUUCAUGUUUUCAUUAAAUAUCAGCAUUUUUUUUUUUAAAAGUUCCUUCACAUUUUGUCCCUAUUAUAUUUGUUAGUUACCAUUCCGUUUGAUUUAUGUAUCUAGAGUUGUUGUUUUGGUGUUUUUAAUUGCAUUCCUUCUUUGGGAUCCUCCCUUUAACUUGCAGUCGUUAUGAGAGCAACUUAAUGGGUUCCCUUAAUUGACCCAUUUUCCACACUCCUGGGGUAUUAACAGGUUUAUCACCCUCCUGCAGUAUUCAUUUAAAGAUGUGUGGAAAUACAACAGUGGAGUUACUUUCCAAAUCAUUGCAAGUAUUGAAAUGCUUGUUAACACAAACUGAAACACUUUAUUCUUGUGAUUUGUGUGUAAUACACCAUUGCUUCUGGUAAACACUGACCAAAUCUGUUAUGUAUGAUUUCUAUAAAUAAAAACUUACUUGACAACCAAA